Nothobranchius furzeri (turquoise killifish) is the source of this 2312-nucleotide messenger RNA. RefSeq names its product glucosamine-6-phosphate isomerase 2. Gene Ontology annotation, biological process: N-acetylneuraminate catabolic process; N-acetylglucosamine catabolic process; D-glucosamine catabolic process. NCBI's taxonomy places the organism in Eukaryota, Metazoa, Chordata, Actinopteri, Cyprinodontiformes, Nothobranchiidae. The record is from RefSeq and is a predicted model, not a curated record. Gene Ontology annotation, molecular function: glucosamine-6-phosphate deaminase activity; identical protein binding. Gene Ontology annotation, cellular component: cytoplasm.
UAAAAUGGACUCUUCACCUGGUGGGCCCAGCCUCCGUCUCAUCCUGGGACCAUCAACGUUCAGCUGAAGAGAGAAGAACGUGGAACAAGUUUUCCUCUCCUCUACCUACCUCUGUAACAGCUCCUCGACAUCCCAGUUACAACCCCACCCCUGCCCCGAAACAAUGACUCUGAAUCUUAACAUUGAUGUUGUUUAUUUUUCCUGAUGUUACAGAAUUAAAAUCUAAACUGAGAGGUCGGUGUUUGUGUUAUUUUUUAGAGAAAUUCCUUAAAAUAGUUUUGCCUCAAAACUCCUGAAAUCUUCUGCCAGGGGAACAAAAACAGAUGUUUUUGCACCGAACCAACAUCUGGAGGAAAAACCCUCAUAGGCCAAUGUUAACGUAUCAGUUAAAACAGACACCUUAUCUUUAUUGUGACUUCACAUCUUCAGUUAAUCACACAAAAAGGCUGAUCAGACAACGACCGGUCCAAACCAACUGGGUUUUAGCUCCAAAUUUUCUCUGAUCAGGAACCUUUAGUUUGGUUUUGGGACUGAAGUCAGAUCCACCGUUUGUUCCUCUGAGAUGAACCAGCAGUCUAAUUGUCAGGAAGGUGAGUUUAACUAGUUAAAUUAGUUUACUUGAUGCUGUCAGCAGGAGUCAAAGUUUAAAGGGUUUUGUGUUUUGCUUGAAAGCUUUUUGCUUUCUUUGGGUAUUUUUAUGAUGAGCUGAAGAGAGCAUCAGGUUUUAUUUGGAUUGUGAGAAGAACCUGACGUCUGACCUCAUGAUCUAAUCAGCUGAAGUCGAUCAUCGCUGAUGCAGCAGCUUGUCUCAUCAGAUUCUGGAGACCCGAACCCAAGGGUUCAGGAUGACUCAGCAUCUUUUUAGCUAGACAGUGAAAACAUCUACGGGUUCGUUGCAAAGAGAAUAAAUUAACGUAUUGAAUGUUUUUUCUACUCGGAGAAAGUUUCUCUGGUUUUAUUAGUGAACAUGUUAGAGUUUUAGUUGUCUUUAGCAGAAGAAAAUAAGCCCUAAAUAUUUAGCUUUCUAAGACUUUUUGACCCUCGCGGACUCCCUUGCCUCCUGAUUAGUCACGUGACUGCAGAGACUUCCUGCUUGAUAAAAACAGAUGUUCGGAGCAGAAAGUCCACAUUUGGUGGUUCCGCUCAGAAACCGGAGGAGUUUCAGGUUCCGGUGAAGUUCGCUUGUUUUCGGAACCAUGAGGCUGGUGAUCCUGGACGACUACGAGCUGGCCAGCGAGUGGGCCGCUAAAUACAUCCGGAACCGGAUCAUCCAGUUCAGCCCGUCCGCAGACAGGUUCUUUACUCUGGGUUUACCGACAGGCAGCACUCCUUACGGAUGCUACCAGAAGCUGAUCGAGUUCCACAGGAGCGGAGAUCUGUCCUUCAAAUAUGUGAAAACCUUCAACAUGGAUGAAUAUGUAGGUCUGCCCCGCGCUCAUCCAGAGAGCUACCACUCCUACAUGUGGAACAACUUCUUCAAGCACAUUGACAUCGAUCCGGCCAACGCUCACAUCCUGGAUGGGAACGCCAAGGACCUGGAGGCUGAGUGUCAGGCGUACGAGGAGAAGAUCUCUGAGGCCGGAGGAAUCCAGCUGUUUGUUGGAGGAAUCGGACCAGAUGGCCACAUCGCGUUUAACGAGCCCGGCUCCAGCCUCGUCUCCAGAACCAGAGUGAAGACGCUGGCGAAGGACACCAUUGUGGCAAACGCUCGGUUCUUCGGUAAUGACCUUUCCAAGGUUCCCACCAUGGCUCUGACUGUGGGGGUGGGGACUGUCAUGGACGCCAAGGAGGUGCUGAUUCUCAUCACUGGAGCUCAUAAAGCCUUCGCCCUGAACAAGGCCAUCGAGGAGGGCGUGAACCACAUGUGGACCGUGUCUGCCUUCCAGCAGCACCCCCGCACCAUCUUCGUCUGCGAUGAAGACGCCACUCUGGAGCUCCGAGUCAAAACCGUCAAGUAUUUCAAAGGUUUGAUGCAUGUUCAUAAUAAACUGGUGGACCCGGUUCUCAGCAUGAAGAUCCAGUGAAACCAAAGUCCGACGAGGAGUUCUGGAGACUGCAGGAUUCAACUGGAAGUGGAUGAAUCCGAUUUUAGCCCAUUUGUUCUGAUCCAAAUUCGUCAUCUUGACUGAAUUUAUGACAGAUUAGUACAAAUUCCCGGUAAAAGGGAGUAUUUUUGUUUUGGUUACAACAUUCCUACCUGGGUUUCCUCCUGCUUUGUUACAUUUUUGACUCCUAAUGUGGGAUUUUGCACAUCCGUGUACUGUAGUCACUCUUUAUACUAGAAACAAAUAAAACUUUACUAAACUUUUUAA